UUAGUCGUACGCGAAACGAUGCAAACAAACUAAAAUAUAAGAGAGAGAGAGGAUCGACGACGGUUGUGUUUGAUAGAUAUAACAUUAUUACGGACCGCGAGUACAUAAUCCAAACUGUGUGUCUGCUAUAAAAAAUUAUUUAAUUAUAUCUCAACGAAAUGCGAUGUUAUCACGACAAUAUUUUCUGCGAGAAUUAAUAAAUUGGUGCAAUAAUAUCGGCGUAAUUAUAAAUGAUAAAUCAAUUUUUUAUUUGUUUUGUGUGUUUUUUGAUAAAAAUUUAACCGAUUGAUGUGACAGAGUUUCAGCCAGAGUUUCCAUUACUCAUAUAUUGUUACAACGAAAGUUCAUUUACGGGUACCGAUUGAUGAUUCGUUUUUCCGUAAAGAACAAAGAAGUUUUGAGAAAGUUAUGUAGGAGAAAUACAAGUGAUGUUGCAGAUUAUUUUCGUUUGAUAAAUUAACAAAAACAAGAGCUCUGUUUUACACCGAGUCUUUGUACAUUAGCCAUUGCUAAUAUUAAAAAAAACGGUCUACGUCCUCCUUCCGACUUACCGGAAAUUAUUUUCCAUUCAAAUGAAGUUCGUGCCAUAAGAACUAUUUCUUUCAAUAAUUUCAAACUUCUUUGCUCUUUCUUAUAAAAAUAAAAAAACAAUUUUGCAUGAAUAAACAGGCUGAACAGCGGCUGUGUGCGUACGUUAAACUAAUAUAAGUGGAUAUUUACCGAUAUAUUGUAUCUGAAUACAAAGUGUUGAAGAGUAAAUUGAAAAACCGCGAAAAUGGUGGUUACCGGCCCACCGAAUCCUGCCUCAUACAAUCGACCAUCUCGAUUUUUAAAUUCGAGAAUUCAGAUGUCCGAAUUUCCUGAUACAUCGGCAAAUGUUAGUCCGGAAAUGGCAGCAAUGUUGGAAAAUUUUCAAAAGAAAAAAGCUCUUAAUGCGACCACAAACUCUAGGCAAAACGUGAUGAAUUCGAGCACCAGUAGUCUCAAAGAAUCAUCUUCUCAGGUGGUAAACAGCAGCACAACAACGUCCAGUAGUACAUUAACUAGUACGUCACAGCGGCUACAUCACGUUCGAUCAACGUCCGAAAUGUCGACAUCUGAAAGGAAAGCUCAUGCACUUAAGCGUGAUUUAAGUGACAUAAAAAAUUCCAUGUCCGAAAUAAACACUUUAGCAGCAAUGGGUCGUACGCAAGGCGUCGGUGACAUCAAACUAUCAAAUACUACCACUAUGAAUCAGCUAACAGAAAAAAUACGAUCAUCGAUCGAAAAUCUAGUCGACGGACCUGAUAAUGAGCCGUUGGUUACAUUUCCCGAUGACACUCCGUCCGAAGAAUUACACUUGGAUUUGACAACGAACCGUCCCGGCGAAAUGGUAUUGUCAAAUGGCCAUCAACUUAAAACGAUAGGUGAUACGGUCAAAUUUGAGGAGACAAGAACGGUAUCUGCGUCAAGAAAUCAAAUCAUAACCGAUGGAUACAGCAGUGAAUCGGCAUCAACCAAUACAGCCGAAACGAAAAGACUUCAAGCUGGUGAUAUAGAUUAUAAGGAAGCAAAAGCAGCUGCAGCUGUUAGGAAUAAAAUUGAAAUGGAUGGCGUUACGGCUGAACAAAAUGCGGCUAUAAUUAAGGAGGCACGGUCAUUUACAUCCGGUGAUAUCCAACAAAAAGAAUCAAAUCAAGUGUCGGCCGCGCAUACAAAAAUAAAAAGCAAUACAUUCACUUCAGAGGACAGAACCAUUUCACAAGCAGAACGACGGCAAACGGUUACUUCGUCGGGCAUAUUCAAUCAAGAAAAAUUCAAACGAGGGCAUGAGAAAACAAUUACUGGCACAAUGUCUUCAUCUGUCCGACAAAUCAAUGGUUCCAGCAGAGUCGAUGAGAUGCUCAGUUUUGACGACUUGGAACAGUUGUGCAAUAAUGGCAAUACCAAAGAUGUUGAGAAUGCCAUCAACAAGUACUCUCACUAUUUGGAUACGAACAUGAAGUCCCUGCAACGGCCGGAGCACGAGAAAAAGGUGCCAACUGUUUUAGACGGCAUCAAUGAGGUUGUACGCAAAGCUUGGGCAGUACCAACUUAUGGUCACGAACUGGGUUACAGUUUGUGUAAUACGUUGCGGAACAGUGGCGGUUUGGACCUGUUAAUGAAGAACUGUGUGGCUCGUGAUCGCGAUUUACAAUUUUCAUCAGCUCGAUUGCUGGAGCAAUGUUUAACCACUGAAAAUAGAUCUCAUGUUGUGGACAACGGAUUAGAAAAAGUUGUAAACGUGGCCUGUGUGUGUACAAAAAAUCUGAAAACAGAUCAUUCAAGGGUCGGUACAGGAAUCUUAGAGCAUCUGUUCAAACACAGUGAAGGUACUUGUUCGGAUGUGAUUCGAUUAGGCGGUCUAGACGCUGUACUAUUCGAAUGUCGGAAAAACGAUGUUGAAACGUUACGACAUUGUGCUAUGGCAUUAGCUAAUUUAUCGUUGUAUGGCGGUGCCGAGAAUCAAAUCCAUAUGAUCAAUCGGAAGGUACCAAUGUGGCUGUUUCCACUAGCAUUUCACGAUGAUGACAACAUUAAGUACUAUGCUUGUUUGGCCAUCGCUGUUUUGGUUGCAAACAAGGAAAUUGAAGCAGAAGUCCUAAAAUCAGGAACCUUGGAUCUUGUUGAACCAUUUGUUACGUCACAUAAUCCAUCUGAAUUUGCAAAAUCGAAUUUGGCUCAUGCUCACGGUCAAAGUAAACACUGGCUUCAACGCUUGGUGCCUGUAUUAAGUUCGAACAGAGAGGAGGCACGUAACUUGGCAGCUUUUCACUUCUGCAUGGAGGCCGGAAUCAAGAAAGAACAGGGAAACACAGAAAUAUUCCGUGAAAUUGGCGCUAUUGAACCACUGAAAACCGUGGCCAGUUGUCCGAACGCCAUUGCAUCGAAAUUUGCCGCUCAGGCUUUAAGACUUAUUGGCGAAGAGGUGCCACACAAAUUGUCGCAACAAGUUCCACUGUGGUCGGUAGAAGAUGUUAGCCAGUGGGUGAAACAGAUCGGAUUCACCGAAUACAUAAAGAACUUUUACGACUCACGUGUUGAUGGUGAUUUACUGUUACAACUGACUGAAGAAAAUCUACGAGAAGAUAUUGGUAUUUCGAAUGGCAUCAGGCGGCGCCGGUUCAGAAGGGAACUGGAAAAUUUAAAGAAAAUGGCCGAUUACAGUUCGAAAGAUGUGGCCUGUCUCAACAAUUUCCUGCAAAAUAUUGGACCCGAAUUCAGUAUUUACACGUAUUCCAUGCUGAAUGCAGGUGUUGACAAAGAAUCUUUGAAAAAUUUGAACGACGAACAACUGAUCGUGGAGUGUGGAAUCACAAAUUCGAUUCAUCGGUUUAGGAUUUUGAAUUCGAUAAAAAGUUUGGAAACCACUUUGGCCUUGUCGUCAGACGAAAAUAUGGACAAAACAUUGGAUGUUUUUGUGAGUUACAGAAGAAGCAACGGAUCACAAUUAGCCAGCUUAUUAAAGGUUCAUUUGCAACUACGGGGAUUCUCAGUAUUUAUUGACGUGGAACGCUUAGAAGCAGGCAAAUUUGACAACAAUUUACUACAAAGUAUUAGACAGGCGAAGCAUUUCAUUUUGGUGUUAACACCUCGCUCACUGGAUCGAUGUAUUGAAGAUGUCGAAGGAAAGGAUUGGGUUCACCGGGAAAUUGUGGCAGCAUUGACCAGCAACUGCAAUAUAAUUCCGAUUAUUGACAAUUUCCAGUGGCCAGAAGCCGAAGAGUUACCUGAAGAUAUGCGAACCGUAUGCCAUUUUAAUGGCGUCCGAUGGAUACAUGACUAUCAGGAUGCAUGCGUGGAUAAACUUGAAAGAUUCAUGCGUGGUGAACGUGAUGCAAAUUUAAUAAAUUGUAAUUAUCGUGGAAACGCGACGCCUAGUACACCAAGCACAGCAUCAACAACUGUUCGUCAGAAUCCGUUAAUCUACCAAAGAAUGCACAGCAAUGAUUCAGACAAAGAUGGAGCCAAUGGAUCAACAUCGGGUACGGGCCGUGUCUCAGAUUGACUAGAUAGCCCCUCGGUGCAAACAUCACAAAAAAAUCUUAAUUUCCCCAACAAAUUUCGCAAAUCAUCGAGUCCCGCACGCAAAUGGCCAAAUGGUUCACCUGGUCGCAAUCACAUUCAAGCACAAAAUAAACUUGUUGCAAUGCCAACCAAUCAGUUCGGUCUAGCCGGUUCAGCUCAACGCAGUCCAUGUGGCAUGCGUCGAAGCUCAGCUGCUGGUAUUACACAUCAUCGACCGCCAUUGCCACCAAGUACCAUUGGCAAGCGAAGCCAAAGUCUCGAUGGGCUACUCGACACAGCGAAUAACAAAUGCACAACAAUUGAUAACAUUAACACCGAGGGGGCCUCGGACGAUACACCCAACACACUAACAACAACUGACAGUCACACUCACACCAGUUAUGAUACAACCGAUUCUAUCAAUCAAACAUCAACUAAUCACCGCCGUUCACGCAGCCUAGAAGAUUUACUUGAUGAACGAGACGAAAUUCAUUCAAACUAUGACAGCCACUCGAAGAGUGUAGAUAGUUCAAUCGAUACACUAUCAAUGACAACCGAACCAAGCACCGAAUUGGUCAAAGACGAUGAAACAGGUGAUAAAGCUGAUACAUCCAGCAUCGGUUCUGCAUCGUCAUUAAAUCCAUCGCAAACGGAAAAGCCGUGCAGCUGUGAAACGAUUACCGUUCAAAAUACGGUUCCACAGUCAAAUGAGACCGAUUCUAGUGUCGCUGCUGCUCGUCCAGUCGAUGAUGACAGAGUGUCGAAUUUAACCGCCUACAGUCGCCAAGGAUCAACUACGUCGAAGGACAGUGAUAAUAAGAAGAAAACAUUUUUAAAUCGUUAUGUGAAGAAAGUUAAAUCUUUUAUUAAGAAGUGAGAUUAAGGGAGGAAUGAGAUGAUUCUUCUGAAAUCUUUUUUUUUAAUUUAACAGACACAGCCGUCCUAUAUAGAAAACUGUUGACUAUAUUCAAGAUAGCAAUUGAGAUAUGAGUUCGAUUUCGAUGAUUUUUUUUUGUUUUUAGUUUUUUUUUGUGGUCUUGUUCCAUUUUUUGUUUCUUCAUUUUGUUGAGGGUGGAUGGCUCAAUGAAUUUUAAAGGAUUUCUUGCUACUUCUUCUUUUUUGUAUAGACCAUCGGACAUCGUACAUUUCGAUUGAAUAUAAGAUUACGAUUUAUAUUUAAUUGCAAAUCCAAACUAACAUUUUUUUUGUUCGUCAAUUUUAGUUUUGUAAACGAAUUUUCUAAACAAAAAAAAAAACGAAAAUAAAAUUUCACAAAGAAAAUAUUAUUUGUCGAGUACCUGGUUGAUGAAUGUUUUAAUGUACAUUCUGUUUUGGAAUGAGAAUUGCACGAAAAAAAUAUAAAAAUUAAAAAAUCUUAAAAAAAACGAAAAAUCACAAAAUCAUUUGAAAUGUUUAGUUAAAAAAUGUUUAUUUAAUACUAAUCUAGAGUUUAGAACCAAUUUUCGAUGUUUAACUUUUAACUUUAUUUUUUACAAAAACAAAACCAAUUGCGUUCCACUUGAUGUGGUUUUUGAAAAAAAAAAUGAUGACAAAUCUCUCAUAUGUAAGGAAAAUGGAAAAAGAGGAAAAGCUAUUUUUUAGUAAGAUUUUCUUAAAUUAUAAGAAAAGAAAUUUCUAAACAAAAAUGUCCAAAAUUCGUUUACUAAAAAAUCAUGCAAAUUAACAACCAAUUUACACACGCUCCUUUUUGCUUUUAUAUAAAAAUAACGUUUACGUUUACUGUAGGAACAUUAGUUGUAAUUUUUUAUUUAAUUUUAUUUCCAUUUUUGUCUAAUAUUUGUUUAUAUAGUAAAAAUACACACAAAAUAUAUUAAAUAAAAAUUUCAUGUUAUUCAACAUUAAGA
Messenger RNA from Bradysia coprophila, 5891 nucleotides. RefSeq names its product sterile alpha and armadillo motif. Gene Ontology annotation, molecular function: signaling adaptor activity; protein binding; NAD+ nucleosidase activity. Gene Ontology annotation, cellular component: dendrite. Lineage: Eukaryota; Metazoa; Arthropoda; Insecta; Diptera; Sciaridae. Gene Ontology annotation, biological process: signal transduction; response to axon injury; negative regulation of MyD88-independent toll-like receptor signaling pathway. The record is from RefSeq and is a predicted model, not a curated record.